This is a messenger RNA of Chrysoperla carnea, 658 nucleotides long. RefSeq lists its product as uncharacterized. NCBI's taxonomy places the organism in Eukaryota, Metazoa, Arthropoda, Insecta, Neuroptera, Chrysopidae. The record is from RefSeq and is a predicted model, not a curated record. The transcript has 4 exons. The coding region runs from base 17 to 631 and encodes 204 amino acids.
GUAAAAAAUAACAAUAAUGUCAUCAUUAUCGUUUAUAAAAAUUAUUGUUGGGCUUAUUUUCAUUGGUACGGCAGCUAAUGGAAACUUAAUAACCUUGAAAGGACGUUGUCCAUUUGUCAAUGUUAAACCAUCAUUGGUUAAUAUUACUCCUUUCUUGAAUGGAGUAUCCAGUGUGACAUUUAAUUCAAUUGCGGAAACAGCUCCUUUAAGUGGAAUAAAUCGAACGGAUAUAACUGUGACUAUGGAACAACCCAUACCAGGUAUAUUUAAAUAUACAAAACGAUUUCGAUCUAAGGAAACCGGCCAAUGUGCGGAAUUUUUAAUUUUUAUGAAAGCUGCUAAUCAACCCGGAUUUUACGAUAUGCUGUAUCAAGUUGCACCGAAUACGAAUUUUGUAAAAUAUUCCGGAUACUUCUUAGCAAUUGAUCCAAAAAGUAUAAAGAGUAUUGGAAUGGCCUGCCAUAAUUUACCGAAUUCACAGUAUCAAAUUGAAGUUGCUGUAUUGUCAACAUCCACGUCAGAAUACGAUAAAGUUACACAAGAAGAAGUAAAAAACGCACUAGAAUUCUAUAAUUUAGGAUAUUUAUAUCAAUAUAUUGUCGGAAUUGAGAAUAAUGAUAAAUGUAAAUAAAAAUUUAUUCUCUUAUUUCAGAUUUCA